Anthonomus grandis grandis is the source of this 1065-nucleotide messenger RNA. Its product is annotated as tigger transposable element-derived protein 2-like. The record is from RefSeq and is a predicted model, not a curated record. Gene Ontology annotation, cellular component: nucleus. Gene Ontology annotation, molecular function: DNA binding. The coding region runs from base 1 to 1065 and encodes 354 amino acids. Lineage: Eukaryota; Metazoa; Arthropoda; Insecta; Coleoptera; Curculionidae. The transcript has a single exon.
AUGCCACGUUCUUAUAUUCGGAAAAAUAGAAGGGUCCAAUGGUCAGAAGUAGAUCUUCGAAAUGCAGUAAAUGAUAUUCGUGCAGGCAAAGGGUCGGUUCGGGAAAUAAGUCGUACUUAUAAUGUUCCAGUUAGAACCUUAAUGAGAAGAAUGCGUUCCGGAAAUUUGGAUAAGAUGGCAUUAGGUCGCAAAGGCUCACUUACUAUGGAACAAGAAGCAAGUUUAGCCAAAUAUAUACAAAACAUGGCAUUUCACGGCUUUGCUUUAACUGCUCAUGAUAUAAGAAAGCUUGCUUAUUCUUUUGUGGUCCAACAAAAUAUUCCACAUAAAUUCAAUACUGAACGGAAAAUGGCAGGACAAGACUGGUUUCUAGCCUUUAUGAGAAGACACCCUGUACUGGCCGUUCGUAAGGCUCAAGGUAUGUCUACUGCCACGGCCAAGGCCAUGACAAAACAAGAAUGUUCACAAUAUUUUGAAUUACUCGGAAACGUUUUUAGAGAAAAUAAUUCAUUGAAUACCCCACAAAAGAUUUUUAAUCUCGAUGAAACAGGAUUGCAAUUGAAUAACAAUCCAGGCAAAGUUGUGGUAUCAAAAGGCGCUAAAAUCGUAAAUUGUAUCACAAGCGCUGAAAAAGGAGAAACUAUUUCCGUUUUAACCUGUGUAAAUGCAGAAGGAACUUUUUUCCCACCCUGCUGCAUAUUUAAGGGUAAAAAUACAAAACGGGAAUUCGAAGAUGGCCUACCACCUGGCGGUAAGGUUGUUAUGGGCGAAAAGUCAGCUUAUGUCACAUCUGAAAUUUUCUUUCAAUGGUUUAAAGACUUUUUUAUUCCGCGGAAAGGUACCGGUAAGGUUCUAUUAAUUAUGGAUGGACGUUCCUCGCACUGUUCCAAUGUCGAACUCUUAGAUUUUGCUGUAGCGAAUGACGUGAUCCUGUUUUGUUUGCCCAGCCACACCACUCAUUGGCUCCAACCGCCUGAUCGCGUAUUCUUUAAGCCCUUGAAAGCUUAUUGGGCUCAAACUUGUCAAAACUGGGUACAUAACAAUCCUGGUCGAAAACUAAGCUGA